AUUUGAUCAUUUGUUAUUUUUUUAAUUUAUUUUUUAACAAAAUGCCAUUUUAAAAACCAGAAAUGAAUUCUACGUUAUUGAUUUAUCCGAAAUUGAUACCAAACAUGACCUAUCCUAUUAGCUACACAGGGAUUGUUCGAAUAUUUAUAACAAACCCGGGCGGAGCAGUAUUUUAAUCGCCCCCCCCUCUCGGACCCCAGAGGGUGAGGUCCCGAUGGCUCGACUUACUUUGAUAUAAGGAACCACUGUGCCCAGUUUCAUGCCUUAUUCAAGAAAAGUAAGGUUCGACCUCUUUUUGUCACUAAGAAGCUAUAAACCGUGUUCUUAGCACCGCCGGGCUGCGUUAGUCCGUCGGUCCGUGCGGCCGGGGAAGCAUGGAUUGUAGUUAUUAACUAUUUAUUGUUUGUAAACAAGGAAAAUGAUACAAAAACUAGUUUUUGUGCUAACAGGACUCGCGUUAUCUGAAGCCGACAUCUAUGCAUACAGCGACGUAGACUACCAAGCCAAUGGCGCCCAGCACUUGAGAUGGGCUGUGGAAGUAUACGAUUAUUCCAAGGUAGAACGAGAUCACAAGUGUGGAGGGUCUCUUGUCACACCCUCAGCUGUAAUAUCAGCGGCUCGGUGCUUCUGGGGUAAAGGGGAGCAGCUCCCUGCCUCCCGGUUCGAGGUGGCGAGGACUUUCGAAGGAAACGACAUCGGCCCUAUUUGGCAAACGGUGCAGAAGUCCAAAGUCCGCACAAUCCACUUUCCCCCGUCGUACCAGGACAGCGCUGGUCGGUACGCAGACGACAUUGCCUUGCUGAUGCUCGCGAAGCCGCUCCGUGGCGUGAUGCUUAUAUGUGUUAGUUUCAACAAAGACCUGGAGAAAAGGCAGCUGACUGAAGGCAACUUCGGUCGGAAUAUGGGCACACUACAACUGGGGGGCAACGGGCUCCCCUCUAGUCUGUUCACGGCAUUAGAGGUGCCCUACGUGUCCCGAGACCGCUGCGACCAGGGAGAACUCUACUACAGAGAACAGCUUACGGACGACAAGAUCUGCACUGGAUUUAAACAAGAUUCCCGCGGCAGACCCCAGUCGCUGAUCUGCCGCGCCGACCACGGCAGCGGCCUAGCGUUCUACAGCGGUACUGAGUGGAAUGCUGUACCAUACCUGCGUGGUGUCGCGUCCACACCGUUCACUGCCCCUUCACACAGCAUCUGUUCUACAUACAGGUACGCUGCGUUUACGCGCGUUUCAUCGCACCAACGGUUUUUGGAGCAACACAUACCCGGAAUAGAGGAUAAGUGUGCGCAGUACUACAGAAUGCAUGCAGACGACAAUUUUGAAUGCAACUGUCAUUGUAAAAAUAAUACAACUAGUACCUAAGUUUUCCC
Molecule: messenger RNA, 1374 nt
Organism: Cydia pomonella (codling moth)
Lineage: Eukaryota; Metazoa; Arthropoda; Insecta; Lepidoptera; Tortricidae
Product: modular serine protease-like
Exons: 7
Coding region: 419-1366 (315 amino acids)
Biological process (GO): proteolysis
Molecular function (GO): serine-type endopeptidase activity
Source: RefSeq, a predicted model, not a curated record